AAAGGACUAUGUUGUAAAAGGAUAAGAAUGAAAAGACCUCUUUUAGUUAAAAAAAUUAUUUAAAAUCAUUUUUUAUUUAAGAAAAAUUUUUACAGCAGAAAAUGGUAAUGUUUACAGAAACAUAAGGAAAGUGGUCAUGGAAACUUCUGCAGAUUAAGAUGUGACAGACAUGUUUUCCAUGUUUUUAAAUUUUGAAUUUAAAAAAGGUCCAAAACAGAACUUAAUUUUUUUUUUAAUUUCAACAAAGCAAUCACUGAUACUGGGAGAUAUUUGGACAUUUACAAUGUUUCAAGCCUUUGUAAAGUCAACCACUCCUGCAUAUCAAACACUACCUAGUCACCUUCCAGCAGAAACAGAGGGGAAGUUUAAGGGCACUUUGGUGCAUGAAGCUCAACUCAACUGUUUCUACAUCUCACAUGAAGGUUCCAACUAUGGGAGCCCUCGCCCAGCUCAUGCCAACAUGAAUGCCAAUGCCGCGGCAGGGCUUGCUCCUGAGCACAUCCCCACCCCAGGAGCCGCCCUUUCAUGGCAGGCGGCCAUUGAUGCUGCCCGGCAAGCCAAGCUGAUGGGCAGUGCUGGCAAUGCUACCAUCUCCACUGCCAGUUCUACUCAGAGGAAACGGCAGCAGUAUGGGAAGCAGAAGAAGCAAGGGAGCACAACAGCCACUCGCCCACCCCGUGCAUUGCUGUGCCUGACCCUGAAAAAUCCCAUCCGGAGAGCAUGCAUAAGCAUUGUUGAAUGGAAACCAUUUGAAAUCAUUAUUUUACUGACUAUUUUUGCCAAUUGUGUGGCCUUAGCGAUCUAUAUUCCCUUUCCAGAAGAUGAUUCAAAUGCCACCAAUUCCAACCUGGAACGAGUGGAAUAUCUCUUUCUCAUCAUUUUUACAGUGGAAGCAUUUUUAAAAGUAAUAGCUUAUGGACUUCUCUUUCACCCCAAUGCUUACCUCCGAAAUGGUUGGAAUUUACUAGAUUUUAUAAUUGUGGUAGUAGGGCUGUUUAGUGCAAUUUUAGAACAAGCAACCAAAGCAGAUGGGGCAAACGCAUUAGGAGGAAAAGGGGCUGGAUUUGAUGUAAAGGCCCUGAGGGCUUUCCGAGUGCUGCGCCCCUUACGGCUAGUAUCUGGAGUGCCAAGUCUACAAGUGGUUUUAAAUUCCAUCAUCAAGGCCAUGGUCCCGCUGCUGCACAUUGCCCUGCUUGUGCUAUUUGUCAUAAUCAUCUAUGCCAUCAUUGGACUGGAGCUCUUCAUGGGGAAGAUGCACAAGACUUGCUACAACCAGGAGGGUUUAACAGAUGCCCCAGUAGAAGAUGACCCUUCUCCUUGUGCCCUUGACACGGGACAUGGACGGCAGUGCCAGAAUGGCACCAUAUGUAAAGCAGGGUGGGAUGGACCCAAACACGGCAUCACCAACUUUGACAAUUUUGCCUUCGCCAUGUUAACUGUGUUCCAGUGCAUUACAAUGGAGGGUUGGACAGAUGUGCUGUACUGGAUGCAAGACGCAAUGGGCUAUGAGUUACCUUGGGUGUAUUUUGUCAGUCUGGUCAUCUUUGGAUCCUUUUUCGUUCUAAAUCUGGUUCUCGGUGUAUUGAGCGGAGAGUUUUCCAAAGAGAGAGAGAAGGCAAAGGCUCGAGGAGACUUCCAGAAGCUGCGAGAGAAGCAGCAGCUGGAGGAGGACCUCAAAGGCUACCUGGACUGGAUCACUCAAGCUGAAGAUAUUGACCCUGAGAAUGAAGAUGAAGGCAUGGAUGAGGAGAAACCCCGAAAUAUGAGCAUGCCCACAAGCGAGACAGAGUCCGUCAACACUGAAAACGUGGCUGGAGGCGACAUCGAGGGAGAGAACUGUGGGGCAAGGCUGGCGCACCGAAUCUCCAAAUCAAAAUUCAGCCGCUACUGGCGCCGGUGGAACCGGUUCUGCAGAAGGAAGUGCCGGGCCGCUGUCAAAUCCAAUGUUUUCUACUGGCUUGUUAUUUUCCUUGUGUUCCUCAACACCCUUACCAUCGCCUCAGAGCACUACAACCAGCCCCACUGGCUCACAGAAGUCCAAGACACUGCCAACAAGGCCCUGCUGGCUCUUUUCACUGCAGAGAUGCUGUUGAAGAUGUACAGCCUUGGCCUCCAGGCCUAUUUUGUGUCUCUGUUCAACCGCUUUGACUGCUUCAUCGUGUGUGGCGGAAUCCUGGAGACCAUCCUGGUAGAGACCAAGAUCAUGUCCCCCCUGGGGAUCUCAGUGUUGAGAUGUGUCCGGCUGCUGAGGAUAUUCAAAAUCACAAGGUAUUGGAACUCCUUGAGCAACCUGGUAGCGUCAUUACUGAAUUCAGUGCGAUCAAUCGCCUCGCUCCUGCUACUCCUUUUUCUCUUCAUCAUCAUCUUCUCUCUCCUGGGGAUGCAGCUCUUUGGUGGAAAGUUCAACUUUGACGAGAUGCAGACCCGGAGGAGCACAUUUGAUAAUUUCCCCCAGUCUCUUCUCACUGUGUUUCAGAUCCUGACCGGGGAGGACUGGAAUUCGGUGAUGUAUGAUGGGAUCAUGGCUUAUGGAGGGCCCUCUUUUCCAGGGAUGUUAGUCUGUAUUUAUUUCAUCAUCCUUUUCAUCUGUGGAAACUACAUCUUACUGAAUGUAUUCUUGGCCAUUGCUGUGGACAAUCUGGCCGAUGCCGAGAGCCUCACGUCUGCCCAGAAAGAAGAGGAGGAGGAAAAAGAGAGGAAGAAGCUAGCCAGGACUGCCAGCCCUGAGAAGAAGCAAGAGGUGGACAAACCAGCUGUGGAAGAGACCAAAGAGGAGAAAAUUGAGCUAAAGUCAAUUACUGCUGAUGGGGAGUCUCCGCCCACCACCAAGAUCAACGUGGAUGACCUCCAACCCAAUGAAAAUGAGGAGAAAGGUUCCUAUCCCAACCCAGAAGCUGGAGGAGAAGAAGAGGAGGAGGAGCCUGAGAUGCCUGUGGGCCCCCGCCCUCGCCCACUCUCUGAGUUGCACCUCAAGGAGAAGGCAGUACCCAUGCCAGAAGCCAGUGCAUUCUUCAUCUUUGGCCAUAACAACAGGUUCCGUCUUCAGUGUCACCGCAUUGUCAACAACAAUGUCUUUACCAAUCUGAUCCUUUUCUUCAUUCUGCUCAGCAGCAUCUCCCUGGCUGCUGAGGACCCGGUCCGACACAACUCCUUUCGGAACCAAAUUCUGUUUUAUUUUGAUAUAGUUUUUACUACCAUUUUCACCAUUGAAAUUGCUCUGAAGAUCCUAGGCAAUGCAGACUAUGUCUUCACUAGUAUCUUUACCUUAGAAAUUAUCCUUAAGAUGACCGCCUAUGGGGCUUUCCUCCACAAGGGCUCUUUCUGCAGGAACUACUUCAACAUCUUGGACCUCCUCGUGGUCAGCGUGUCCUUGAUCUCCUUCGGUAUCCAGUCCAGUGCCAUCAAUGUUGUCAAGAUCUUGAGAGUUCUUAGAGUACUCAGACCCCUGAGAGCUAUCAACAGGGCCAAGGGACUAAAGCAUGUGGUCCAGUGUGUGUUUGUUGCUAUCCGAACCAUAGGGAACAUUGUGAUUGUCACCACGCUUCUGCAGUUCAUGUUUGCCUGCAUUGGGGUACAGCUUUUCAAGGGCAAACUCUACACCUGUACAGACAGUUCCAAACAGACUGAGGCAGAAUGCAAGGGCAACUAUAUCACAUACAAAGAUGGUGAAGUGGAUCAUCCCAUCAUUCAGCCUCGAAGUUGGGAGAAUAGCAAAUUUGACUUUGACAAUGUCCUGACAGCCAUGAUGGCCCUCUUCACUGUCUCCACCUUUGAAGGAUGGCCAGAGCUUCUAUACCGAUCCAUCGACUCACACACUGAAGAUAAGGGACCCAUCUACAACUACCGAGUAGAGAUCUCCAUCUUCUUCAUCAUCUACAUCAUCAUCAUCGCCUUCUUUAUGAUGAACAUCUUUGUGGGUUUCGUCAUUGUCACCUUCCAGGAGCAGGGGGAACAGGAGUACAAGAACUGUGAACUGGACAAGAACCAGCGACAGUGUGUAGAGUAUGCUCUCAAGGCUCGGCCCUUGAGAAGGUACAUCCCCAAGAACCAACACCAGUACAAAGUGUGGUAUGUGGUUAAUUCCACCUAUUUUGAGUACUUGAUGUUCGUCCUCAUCCUUCUCAACACCAUCUGCUUGGCCAUGCAGCACUACGGUCAGAGCUGUCUUUUCAAAAUCGCCAUGAACAUUCUCAACAUGCUCUUCACUGGCCUCUUCACCGUCGAGAUGAUCCUGAAGCUCAUUGCAUUCAAACCCAAGGGUUACUUUAGUGAUCCUUGGAAUGUUUUUGACUUCCUGAUCGUAAUUGGCAGCAUUAUUGACGUCAUUCUCAGUGAGACUAAUCACUAUUUCUGUGAUGCAUGGAAUACAUUUGACGCCUUGAUUGUUGUGGGUAGCAUUGUUGAUAUAGCAAUCACCGAGGUAAACCCAGCUGAACAUACCCAAUGCUCUCCCUCUAUGAAUGCAGAGGAGAACUCCCGGAUCUCCAUCACCUUCUUCCGGCUCUUCCGGGUCAUGCGUCUUGUCAAAUUGCUGAGCCGUGGGGAAGGCAUCCGGACCCUGCUCUGGACUUUCAUCAAAUCUUUCCAGGCUCUACCCUAUGUGGCUCUUCUGAUAGUGAUGUUGUUCUUCAUCUAUGCUGUCAUUGGAAUGCAGGUGUUUGGCAAAAUUGCCCUGAAUGACACCACAGAAAUCAAUCGAAACAACAACUUUCAAACCUUCCCUCAAGCUGUGCUGCUGCUCUUCAGGUGUGCCACAGGGGAGGCAUGGCAAGAUAUCAUGCUAGCCUGUCUGCCGGGAAAGAAGUGUGCCCCUGAGUCGGAAUCUAGUAACAGUACUGAAUCAGAAACGCUCUGUGGUAGCAGCUUUGCUGUCUUCUACUUUAUCAGUUUCUACAUGCUCUGUGCCUUCCUGAUCAUCAACCUCUUUGUAGCUGUCAUCAUGGACAACUUCGACUACCUGACAAGAGACUGGUCCAUCUUAGGUCCCCAUCACUUGGAUGAAUUCAAAAGGAUCUGGGCAGAAUAUGACCCUGAGGCCAAGGGUCGUAUCAAACACCUGGAUGUCGUGACUUUACUCCGGAGGAUCCAACCCCCCCUAGGGUUUGGAAAGCUGUGCCCUCAUCGAGUAGCAUGCAAACGUCUGGUGUCCAUGAACAUGCCUCUGAACAGUGAUGGGACUGUUAUGUUCAAUGCUACAUUGUUUGCCCUGGUCAGAACAGCCUUGAGGAUCAAAACAGAAGGGAACCUGGAACAAGCCAAUGAAGAGUUGCGAGCAAUUAUCAAAAAGAUCUGGAAACGGACUAGCAUGAAGCUCCUAGACCAAGUGGUUCCCCCGGCUGGUGAUGAUGAAGUGACUGUUGGGAAGUUCUACGCCACCUUCCUGAUCCAAGAGUAUUUCCGAAAAUUUAAGAAGCGCAAAGAGCAAGGCCUAGUGGGCAAGCCCUCCCAAAGGAAUGCACUGUCUCUACAGGCUGGUCUUCGUACACUGCAUGACAUCGGACCAGAGAUUCGCCGGGCCAUCUCUGGGGACCUGACAGCUGAGGAGGAAUUGGACAAGGCUAUGAAGGAAGCUGUUUCUGCUGCCUCUGAAGAUGACAUCUUUAGGAGGGCCGGUGGCCUGUUUGGCAAUCAUGUCAGCUACUACCAAAGCGAUGGUCGAAGCUCCUUCCCCCAGACCUUCACCACCCAGCGCCCACUGCAUAUCAACAAGGCGGGUAACAGCCAAGGCGACACGGAGUCACCAUCCCAUGAGAAACUAGUGGACUCCACAUUCACUCCCAGCAGCUACUCAUCCUCUGGUUCCAAUGCCAACAUCAACAACGCCAACAACACUGCCCUGGGCCGCUUCCCCUGUCCCACCGGUUACCCCAGUACGGUCAGCACAGUGGAGGGCCAUGGGACCCCCUUGUCCCCUGCCAUCCGGGUGCACGAGACAGCAUGGAAGCUCAGCUCCAGGAGAUACCACUGCCGGGACAGCCGGAUAGCCAUGGUGUGCCCCGAGGAGGCAGCCCCCAACAAGAGCUAUGAAGGGAAUGUGAAUGAGGACACAGAAUAUUGCAGCGAGCCCAGCCUGAUCUCCACCGAGAUGUUAUCCUACCAAGAUGAUGAGAACAGACAGCUGACACCACCAGAAGAUAAGACCAGGCAGUCUAUGAAGAGAGGAUUCCUCCACUCUUCCUCACUAGGUCGAAGAGCUUCCUUCCAUUUGGAGUGUCUAAAGAGACAAAAGAACCAAGGGGGAGACAUCUCUCAGAAGACAGUGCUGCCCUUGCAUCUGGUUCAUCACCAGGCAUUGGCAGUGACAGGCCUCAGCCCUCUCCUUCAGAGAAGCCAUUCUCCAAACACCACAUUCCCCAGGCCAAGUGCCACCCCCCCAGCAACUCCUCAUGGCCAAGCCUGGCCCCUCCAGCCCAUCCCUACACUGUGGCUAGAAGGAGCAGAGUCCAAUGAGAAGCUCAACAGCAGCUUCCCAUCAAUCCACUGCAGCUCCUGGUAUGCAGAGAAUGCCAACUGUGGAGACAGCAGGGGCAGCACCUCCCGGAGAGCCCGGCCAGUCUCCCUCACUGUGCCCAGCCAGUCUGGGGCAGCUGGCAGACAAUUCCACGGCAGCGCAAGUAGUUUAGUUGAAGCGGUCUUGAUUUCAGAAGGACUGGGACAGUUUGCUCAAGAUCCCAAGUUCAUCGAAGUCACAACCCAAGAACUUGCUGAUGCCUGUGAUAUGACAAUUGAGGAAAUGGAGAAUGCCGCUGACAAUAUCCUCAGUGGUAGCAGCAAGCAGAGCCCCAAUGGCAACCUAUUACCUUUUAUUAACUGCAGGGACCCGGGGCAGGACCAAGCAGGUGGUGAGGAGGAAGAGGGAGUGCCCAACCCCGAAUGUCGAAAGAGCGAGGAGGAGCUUCAGGACAGCAGGCUUUAUAUCAGCAGCCUGUAGUUGCUGGGGCUGUUGUGAUUCGGGGUUUUUUUUUAAUUUGUUUCAAUGUUCCUAAUAGGUUCGUUUCAGAAGUGCCUCACUGUUCUCGUGACCUGGAGUUAACCGGAACAGCGUUCUUCAUUCAUUUCUGUUGGGAUGAGAGACAGAGUUGGGUGGUGAUGAGAGAGAGCUUUUCAGGGGAAGGAGAAGCAACAACCCCAGUCCACAGGUGUAGAGUGGUGAGGAGAUGGAAGAAUAAGGGAGGGAGGAGGAAGAGAACAGGGACCUGCCCCCUCCUUACUUCAGGCCCUAUACCAGAAAGUGACAGCUGCCUACUGUGCAAGAAGGAUAGUAUCAGUUUCCAGUGGGCCACCCUCACCAAAAGGACCCUGCAUCAAAUGGGUGUCUUUCAACUUCGCUUGUAAAAAAAAUCAUUUUUGCACAUAUUCUGUAUGAGCCUCACUGUCUCCAUAGAGCCAGGGAACUAUGGAUUUGGAAAAGGAAAUGGCGGCAUGACUUCUGCUGAAGAUCCCAGCACUUUGCCAAAGGGGGAGGAAGAAGAGGAAGAAAGAUGGCAGGAGAAGAUUUUAGGAAAGGGAGCAGGGGGAUGGCAGGGGGAGUGCAUAGAGGUCCACUGCAGCUACAAGCCAAGAUUCCCAGGUGAUUGGGCGGGCAGCUCUGGCCAUGCCCACCCCUUUAGGUUGGGGUCACAUUGCCUGCACAAGACACAUAAAGCUCCGCGCUAGCAGUGGUGCUGAGAAGUCAAGGUUUAUAGGGGGUUGGCACUGCCCACCAAUGUAGCUCACCUUACAAAGUAAGGUGGCACAGGGCUUCUACAGAGUGCUCAUUUGUUUUUGCCGUUUUGAUAUUUUUCUUGGCAGCAUGUUCCAGUUUCCAUUUUUAAUUUUGAUUUCUGAGGGUUCAGGGAGGAGGGAGAGUGUUUACGGGGCUUUUAAGCCACCCACCUUAUCAUUUUCACUUUGGCAAAUGUAAAUCAGGUUUGGUUUCAUUGUAUUAUUUAAACAGUUGUGUUCUUGUUUAUUUUUGGUGAUGUUGGGAGGAGGGGUUCUUUUUCCCCAUUGGAGAGUCAUUAGAAACUGUUAUAGGAGAGGUUUACCAACAUUUGUGUAUGCCCAAGACUUUAUUAUUUUUUUUCUUUGGUAGUAUCAGAAACCUGGGGGUGGGGGUAGGGUGUUUUGUUCUAUAAUUUAAAGAUGGUAGGCAGUGCACUCAAUGUAAUCUUGCACAUGUGAGUGCUUGAGUUGGGUUCAUUUUCAAUUGGAUGUGUUCAUGGAUGCAGAGAUAGAGGUAUGUAUGUGUGUAUGUUGAUGUGCCUAAUUGGUUGAGUUGGGUGAUACUGCAUGGGUGUGUAUGUGUAUGUAUGCGUGCAUGCAUGUGCAGUUCUCCACUCUUUGGUUUAGCCCUAUGGGGAGAUCUGAUUCUGGGGCCAUUUGAAUGCAAAAACAAACCACUGUCUCUGUUUCUGAAAGGGAAAUCAGUAACUCUCUGCAUUUUCUGUUCCACAAGAUAUGCAAAAACAAUGCAAUAAUAUUAAUUUUAACUACAGUUGUGAGUCAUGUUGGCAUUAAAACUGUAUAGAGAUGAAAAACGACAAUAAUUUAAGGGGGGAAAAACAACCCAAGAAGGAGUUUUGCUUCGAUAUAUAUUCCAUGUGAUGUUUUAUUGCAUUGAUAAUGUUUCUGUUGAAGAAACCGUAAUACUUGAAUUCAGGUCAGUUUCAGUAUUUUUCAAAUAUUUUUUUAAAACUGAAUUGCAAUUGUGCCAAGCAAAUAUAAUGAAUUGAAUUAAGUUUGUUUUCGAAUUCACUUCUUGUAUAUUUGGCUGCAUGUAAAGUAAACCAUUUUGUAUUUGGAGCGUGAUAAGCUUUCCCUGUGGACUCUUUAAAUGCUUUUUUUGCGUAACUGGGGAAGGGGAAAGACUUUUUUUUUUACAUGUACAAUAAGCAAAAAGCAUUACUGGAGUAAGUAACUAUUCUGCGGUUCUCAGCUGGAUGGAUUGGAGAUGACUGAUUUUGCAUAUCUUGUGCUCCCUCUUCCCUUUCUCCCUCAAGAAUGGUAGAGCUGGAUAGCUCAGUGCAGAACUUUGAUUGCAGAAACCAGGAUCUUUUUCUUCCCAUCUUAACAUUAUCUGCUUGUAUCCUCUCAAUUGAUGCUUUUCCUCUAAGAUAGGCCAUAUCCUUCAUGGUUGAGGAAGUCUAUUUGCCAUAAAGCCUGGCUUUCAAUUCCACGAUAGCUGAAUUAACAUCAGUACCAUUCCCCCACCUCAUUCAAGGAUGUGGCUAAUGUUUCUUUUAAUUCUCUCAGCAGAAACUUUGCCUACCAGUUUCCUGGGAAAAUUAUAUUAGAGAAUGAGAGAUAAGAAUGCCAGGGAGUAGUUACCUCGUGCAGUCACUCUGAGAUCUUCCUCCUCUCAAGAACUUAUGGUAAUGCCUUGAGCAAGGUCUGGACUGUUGUCAUUGCCUCCAUCCUGAAGACUAAAUUACUCUAUCUCCCCUCACAUUCCAUACCAGAGAAUUAUCCUGGACUAAUUCAUACCAUCAGGGAGUAACAAGAAGGACCUAUGGAGUCGGAGCAGUCAGAGUUUAGAAUGUCUUUGGAAGAAGGGACUGUAUGCGUGCAUUUUGUUCUAUGCCCUUUGACAUCUUCCUGAAAUGCACAUACUUUUAUCUUCACAUGUUUCCCAACAGUUUUGCCAGGUAGUAGGAAAGGGGCCAAAUUAGGGAUUAUGAAGCUUGAUUCUUGAAUCUUUUCCAGUCACCAGUUUUCUUCCAGUCACCAGUCCUUCCUAUAUGAACAAAGUGGGCCAGAAGUUGAAAUUUGGAAAAGUUUGUUCCAUGGAGAGGAUGAGUCUUCCUACCAUGUAGGACUCAAAAAGGAUCUUAAAAGAACUAAAAGAAUCAUUUCCUGAGGAAGACAUCCUGCUAGACAAAAAUCUUCAGCUCAGUUUUCAAUCCAAAGUGAAUUGGAAAAUGAGCUGAAAGUAUGAGUUCUUCUUCAGACUCAUCUUAUUUGAGCUUUCUGGUUUGUUUUUUAAUUGACACACAGGUCUUUUGAGAUAUCCCAUGGACACUAACCCGGAGUAGCUUUUAUUGGGAUCUCUGUUCUGAUCAGAAGAGGAACUCAUUAGGGCUUGAUGUACUUUCCAUACAAUUGGUCCCUGUAUAAAAAAAAUGGAAAUCUUAUAAUAUUAUGCUUAUCCUUUCAUGCUGUUUACUAAUUUUCUUCUUCUGCAUUUCUCAGCCACGUAACUAACUCAUAAUAUAUUGUACCAUGAGACUAUUAGGUUAAUGCUCAUGUCAAAUUAUCCUGUCCACACUCCCAAGUCUUCCCUAGAGAAAAUAUUUUCAAGAAAACCAUAGUAACUGAGGUCUGUACCCUACAGUGAUAAUAAUGAUGCCCUGCCAAAUGCUUAAACUGCCCUAAUGUUCAGGAAGUUCUCCCUUUCUAGAUCAAUGGGUCUUUAACCUGAUUCCGUGGUCUGCCAAUUUUAUACCAAUCAUGCUGGUUUGGUAAAAUCUGCAUACAUCCAAGAAGAAAACCAGAAUAUUUCAUUCUUCCCAUGGUAGAAUAGAAACCCUACUUGGAUCCCAGGGACCAGAUAUAACCUUGCAGGGUACAUUCACCAGCCUUUUGCCCAUUCAUCUGGGAUGACAAAAGCAAGGCAGCCAAUGGUUGAAGAUGCUAAGAGCUUAAAGAAGUAUAGAGUAAGCUGGUUCAGGAACCAUAUGUUACAUUUUUACUUGCCCACUGUCUGAUAUCUUUCAGAAGCAGCCUAUUUUCUUUCUAGACAGCAAAAGGAAAGAUCCUUUUGCCACAUUAUGAAUAAUAGUCUUUUAGCUAAGUGUUUCUACAAGAUUUCUUUGGACUAAAAGCAAAAAUGAAACUCAUUGUUAUAAUUUGAGCUUCAUUCACGAAUAUUUCCAUAACUUGACAUUUGUCCUUACUGCCAUACAUCCAGCUCUGUCAAAAUAGUGAACAUUCAUUCUUUUCAGGGAAUCAGGGUCCUUGUGAUUCAACUGAGGAGCUUAUCUAUCAGGAUUCUGUCUUUUCUCUCUUCUCUUCACCUAUUCCCCAUUUCAUCAGAUGCUUAGGUUUCAAAUUUCAGGUUCUUCUCUGCAAUGUUGCUGCCAUCCCAUCACCUUAUGAGAGCCAUCCAUUUCCCAGAAGUCCCCUAAAGUGAGACUAUGAGGACAGGAAAAAAAAUCCAUCUCUUUCUGUAAAUCCUUUGUGAAAAAUGAAGAGCACACCAUUCCUUCCUUCAAUCAGUCAGCAAACAUUUAUUAAUCACCUAUCAUGUGAAGAGCAUUGUAGGAGUGAUAGAGUUUAAAUAAGUCAUGGUGUCUGCCUUCAUGGAUCUUACAGUUUUAAAAGUCUAAGGGUUGUUUUUAAAGAGACUAGUGGCUAAAUAUUGUCCAUCACCAGAAAGGACAGGACAAGAAAAAAUGAACAGAUUAGAUUUAGCUUAGACUUAAGGCAGAGUUGGCUGGUAGGCAGAAGUUCAAUCGUAUAAUAGCAUCCGGCAGUUAAUCAGAAGUGACAGUAUCUCCAUUCCUGGAAUUAUGGAGAAGAGAGAUCAAUGUUAUCCUAGACCCAGAGGUUCUUCUUAAGUCAAAGAUUCUGUAACUACAGUUCCAAAGAAAACCAUUAGAGUUACAAAUAGAAUUUUCAGAGGCUAUCUGGUCCAAUCCCAUUCUUUAAGGAAAUUGUUUCUACUUAAGAGAUUUAACACACCCAUAGCACUGAGCCUGAACAAAGAGCUCCUACCUCCUUCAGGAAGGAGAAAAGGUGAAAGGGAAGGCCAUGGUUCUCCAGCUUUCUCAGUACAGAAACCACUAUUAUGGACUUCUCUCCUUGGGAGAGAAAAGAACUAAAAAAUUAUUUCCUUCUUGACUUGUGCUUUCAUCCCCUCAGUGAGAUCAUGCAAUUUAGUAGGAAAUGUACACAUUUAUAUUGGUGCCAUUAUAAUCUCUUCUGUCCCUGGGCUGUCCUCUUCUUGAUAUUUCUAAAGCACCUCCCAGUCCCUCACAUCAGAUGUAUUUCUUUCUUCUUCCCCAUCAGGAAUGGCAAGUGGGAAAAGAGCUUGAAUUUAUAGGAUUUCCUGACACCUCAGAUUUGGUUGUCCAAUAGUUGCCCUUUUAGUGGGAUAUGGGGUAAAGGCAACAUUCUGUUAUGACCAAGAGUUAAAUUUCUUUCUCCCUCCCCUAAUCUGCUCUCAUUUUCUUCCCUAUCCCCUUUUCCCAAUCCUCACACAUACUAUGGACAGAGAGAGAUAAAAGAAGUAGCCUAUACAUGUUUUGCUUUGUUUUCUGAUUUUCACUUCAACCUCUCCAUAAUGAUAUCACUGCCAACAACUGACCAAUGACAAAUGCAUUUUUAAAAAUAUCUCUUGAUGUUUUUCAAAGCAAUGUUUCAUUGCUUUGUUAAGAUUAACACCAGCCUAGCAGAUGGGUGGGUCUUCUGUGUUUCUGAGUUGUUUCAAAAAAUGUUUGAGCUGCCAGUACAUAGCACAUCUACACACAAAUGAUCUCGUGCAGGACUAAACUCGGGCCAAAAGCUUAGCCAAAGCCCCAGACAGAUGACUUCAUGGUCCUGCUUGGACAGAUGCUAUAUAAAGUGGCACACAGAGAAAACCAGAAUAUUGAAACAGCAUAGGUUGGUCGAAAUGAGUAUGUUGAGAAAUUCUCAUGCUACUAAAAAUCAAGGUGAUUUUUUUUCUCACCUCUUCUCUUAAGAGAUCUGUGAUUCAUGAGAAAUGAGGUGAUCAAGGAGUCAAAGGCCAGUUGGGUUUUCUGGUAUAUUUGGAUGAUAGUUUUUUAUGUUUCUAAAAAAGAAUGAAAAUUCAAUUUAUUCAGACAGAGAUCAAUUCAACAGCGAGAGCUGAGAGGAGUAGGAUUUUCUGUGAAAAUUCUAUGCUCCUCUAUCCUCCAGUAAGACAUAGAUGGCCCAACCAUGAAUUAAAUAAAAACUUGAAGCAUCAUCUCAGCAAAACUACACCCCUUCUUCUGAGGGUCAUAUAAUACCACCAUUCUUCAAAUCAAAAUAGCUCAGCUUCCAUAAGUCAUCUAGAUAGAGAAAGAUAGCAUUUAGCUGAGUGUGUCAUUUUUUCUUACUGAUUCAUCAACUGAAAAUCAGGUGUACAACUCAUAUGCAGAAAAAAAAAUACUCCAUAGGGCCUUCUACAUAGAACACAUGUGGGUAUUACAUGAGGACAACUUCUAUGAGAAGGAAUAUGCUAGCCAGUGAACAGGUUGUUAGUGAGAGUUUUUCAUGCCAGGAGGAUGUCUUUGGCAUUUCUUUUCCUAAGAAUAUGAAAGGUCUUGGCAGUCAUAACAAGGAAGAAAGAUUCAGAGGCACAGGAAUGAAACAGCUGGGUGAUGAGAAAAGCUGAAAGCAGACUGGUUUCACUCAUCUGCAGGAAGUAUUACUUGAGUUUUCACUCAGGCAAAAAGGAGGAGAGGCUCUGAUCUGGAGAGCUACAGCAAACACUAGAAGGGAACUGAUCACUGGAUCCUAUGGUACACCAUUCACAAACUUCCCAUUUUGAAAAGACUUCACCAAAGUUACAAAACUUGAGAAUCAAGGGCAAACAGUCCUGUCUAAAGGGCUCCCUCAGAAAGUCAUCUUCAUUGAACUGAAUGCUAUGAACUCUUCACCAUCUGCAUUAACAAAGACUUGUCGCCCCCAACCAUAUUUUGUGGCUUCAUCUCGUUCCCUCUAGACUCAGACUCAUAUGUCUUGGGAUUUUCCCUAGCUCACCCUCCACAACUAGCUACCUUUCCCAGAACAGGUGAUGCUUUUCUCAAAACUUCCAGGGUGGAAGAUUUAAUGGUACACAGCAGCACAUAUGUGACCAUAUUGGGAAUUCAUUCUUGCUGGUGGGACUGUGCUAGCGGUGACUGAGAAAGAAUGAAGGGGAAAAUGCAUACCUUCCCUGGGAUAGGAAACUAGGAGGGGUGGGGCAGGACUUGGGGGGAGUCUUCCAGUUGGUCAAGCAUCAUAUCAUCUGUUGCAAAUGCCAGUCUUGUGACUUUGCUGUUUCAUUUUAAUACCAUAGAGUUGUUGAACAAAACCUCCCUUUGGAAUAAAUGGCACCAGACCUAUUCCUUGCCUAAUUUCCUCAGCCUUGACCAACCACCUUCUCCCCCCAUGUCCACUCACACUCAUGUCCUUAACCUCCCUUAACUCAGAGACAUAAACAGUGCCUCUAUUGUCACUAUCACCCCAUUACCAAUUUCCACAUACACCUUCAUUCCAUCCAGUCUCCAUGAUUUCACAGAAAUGCUCCUGUAAAUAUUGCUGUACAGUUUGUCACUGUUAUUAAAACCUGUCAUUGGAGGCCUCACCUGCCUCACCUUCUCACCCUGUGUGAAAGGCAAGGGAAUCUGAAAAGGGCCAACCCUUUAAGGAAAGUUUCAGGGUCAUCUCUGUGUGGGACACUAUGUAUAUUCCUGUAAGAUUGCAUUUUUAUCUAAGGAAUGAUGUUAUUUAAAAAAAACAAAAACAAAAACCACAAAAUUGCAAAUAAAUUUCUUAACAAUGUCUA
This is a messenger RNA of Trichosurus vulpecula (common brushtail), 14473 nucleotides long. RefSeq names its product calcium voltage-gated channel subunit alpha1 C (gene CACNA1C). The transcript is spliced from 49 exons. The coding region runs from base 170 to 6931 and encodes 2253 amino acids. Gene Ontology annotation, biological process: calcium ion import across plasma membrane. Gene Ontology annotation, molecular function: high voltage-gated calcium channel activity. Gene Ontology annotation, cellular component: membrane; voltage-gated calcium channel complex. The record is from RefSeq and is a predicted model, not a curated record. Lineage: Eukaryota; Metazoa; Chordata; Mammalia; Diprotodontia; Phalangeridae.